GGAUGACCGUAUCACCGUGUCUGAGCUCGAAAUGUUGGUUAGCUAGAUGGUGGGGGGUAUGAAAGUGCAGACGGCUGCGCUGCAUUGGCAGACCCUACCUAACGACAGCCUCCAUAUGAUCUUUCCGGUUCGUUAGCCCUGUCGUUCACCGCUGGAUAUAAAUUCCAAUCCAUACUGAUAGAAAUAUCUUUCACAGGUUCAGAUUGUAUCCUUUUUAAUGCCCACUCAUGCCCGGAUUAUCCAGGGCUACUUCGACAACGGCAUGCUCAAAGUACAAUUCACCAAACUCCAAAACUUCAGCGUGCCAAACUACACCGAAGUCAUGAACAUGUUUCUCAAAUGGGGUAAUCCCAUCCCCCAAGGUGACACAAUGCUGAGAGACAAAUUCCCCAUCGGGACCAACACCCCGCCGACCGAUACCAAAACAGAAAGCCACAAAGCCGCCACCACCCCUGGGCCGGCAUUGCCAAAGCCCCGACAUCAAGCUCAGCCAGUUUUUGGUGUCGUUAGGUCUGGAAACGUUCCUCGCCAGUCGUCUCCUACACGUCUUCAACGCACGACUGCACGCGCCUCGAGCCAGAAUCGCCCAGGAAAUAAUGAGAACGCUAGACCACAACAGCAGGGAUCAAAUUACAUGGAUUGGUUUGAUUAACCUUUGGUACCCUGCUUACUCCUUGCAGGUUACAUCACGAUCUAAUCUGCCAUUGGGGUAAACAAGAGUCGGCAGUAUCUUGAUCCCACUGCCUUCAAUUUGGUCAUCAUCAAAUCAGCAUAUGGAAAUUAUCUACUUCCGGCAUCUUGAUGUAUUAAAAUGUGGAGAAUAGAAUGCAUGUACAUCGAUAAUAGUCAUAUCAAAUGACUUGGAGC
Aspergillus wentii DTO 134E9 is the source of this 867-nucleotide messenger RNA. RefSeq lists its product as uncharacterized. The coding region runs from base 218 to 652 and encodes 144 amino acids. The record is from RefSeq and is a predicted model, not a curated record. The transcript has a single exon. Lineage: Eukaryota; Fungi; Ascomycota; Eurotiomycetes; Eurotiales; Aspergillaceae.